UGCUGCUUCCCUGCCGUAUCAUGACAUGUCAGCUGGACAGUCCGCGCUGUUCUCAUAACAUGAACAUGUGUUCUGUUUGUUUAUUUAUCUCCUACAACAAUAUUUAAACAUGGAAAAUCCAGCUAUAAACGAAAUGACAACGGCACGGCGUUCAAACUUUGGAGAUAUUGGUGAGUUUUCGAUUUGGACAAACGGCGACAAUUCUAUAUUGUUCUUCACAACCGGUUAUGAGACGGAUUUUGGGCGGACCGAACGGCGUUGCAUGAGGCUGCAUCCCUCGGAAGGGCCCUUCAGCUGAAGCAGCUGAUUGAGGGUGGGGCAUCUGUAAACAUGGUGACAGUCGAUAACAUCACUCCGCUCCAUGACGCCUGCAUCAAUGGCCAGCCGAACUGUGUCCGGCUGCUACUGGAUGCAGGGGCUCAGGUGGACGUGAGGACCAUCCAUGGCAGCACUCCUCUCUGUAACGCGUGUGCAGCAGGAUGCAUGGAGUGUGCAAAGAUGCUGCUGGAACACGGGGCCAAAGUUAACCCCUCCCUCACAGCGCUCACUGCCUCCCCUCUGCAUGAAGCAUGCAUCAAGGGUAAUCCAGACAUAGCGAGACUACUGAUAGCACACGGAGCUUCGCUGGAGGCCUUUGACCUGCAGUUCGGCACCCCGCUGCAUGCGGCCUGUGCCAAGGAGCACCUGGACUGUGCCAGGGUGCUACUCAAAGCAGGUGAGAAUAGGGAAGGAGGCGCCAAAGUGAACGCAGCUAAGUUCCAUGAGACGGCUCUUCACCACGCAGCCAGAGUAGAGAUGGUGGACAUGAUCGAAUUACUGGUAGACUUUGGGGCCUGUGUUUAUGUCACAGACAACAGCAACAAAAAGCCCAUAGAUUACACUAAGCCAGGCUCUCUAACUGAACAUUGCUUGCAGUAUUAUGAAAGUACUCCUCUGAGUCUACAGCAGCUGAGCAGAGUGGCUCUAAGGACAUUGCUGGGCACCAAAGCACUGGAGAUCGUGGGUCAACUGGACAUAUCUCAACGCACCGUCAACUACAUUCUCUAUGAGACAUAAGUUGCUCCAGUUGUUUCAUGAAAGUAGUCAUUUUUGGGAAGUUAGUUUAACCUAGUUUUUGCAUUCUGUUCCUAUUAAACAUAUAAUCCACAGCAGGGACACAAUGGCACUUUCUUCCCCAUGACCAUUGUACUUGUAUUGUUGAUAAGGGCUGUUGGACAGUGUGGUACUAAAAUAAAUAAUUUUCACACUUACAUCCAAAGGA
Esox lucius (northern pike) is the source of this 1261-nucleotide messenger RNA. It is a transcript of the gene asb13a.1, whose product is annotated as ankyrin repeat and SOCS box containing 13a, tandem duplicate 1. Gene Ontology annotation, biological process: positive regulation of protein catabolic process; protein ubiquitination. Gene Ontology annotation, molecular function: protein binding. NCBI's taxonomy places the organism in Eukaryota, Metazoa, Chordata, Actinopteri, Esociformes, Esocidae. The record is from RefSeq and is a predicted model, not a curated record. The coding region runs from base 331 to 1056 and encodes 241 amino acids. The transcript has 6 exons.